This is a messenger RNA of Diabrotica virgifera virgifera (western corn rootworm), 14352 nucleotides long. RefSeq names its product golgin subfamily B member 1-like. The coding region runs from base 85 to 14265 and encodes 4726 amino acids. The record is from RefSeq and is a predicted model, not a curated record. The transcript has 16 exons. Lineage: Eukaryota; Metazoa; Arthropoda; Insecta; Coleoptera; Chrysomelidae.
GGCUGACAAAGACAUUAGUAACAAAUCAAUUUCAAUAUUUUUUCUAUUCUGAAUUACAUAGUAAAAUAACACCUAAAUAAAAAUAUGUCAUAUAUAGCCAAAGGGCCAAGAAUCUUUCGAAAUAGCAGUAAUUUAGAGCCUCCCCGAUUAAGAUCAGAGGGUCGUAUGAAAACAUAUUCAUCAGCAACAGAUCUUAGAGCAUGGAGUUUUGUUGUAGAGGAAAGAAGACAGCAUAUAUUUGAUUAUGAGGCAAAAGGUCGUGAGGGUAUAUAUCCUGAGAAAAUAGUUCCUAUAGAGCAAAUGGUCGAGGUACUUUUAUGUAUUAAAAAUGAAAGAAUAAAAGAAUUAGAAAAACGAAUUGACUACCUAGAAAAAAUGAUAGAUAUGUAUUAUUCUAAAUUAGAUCUGGCGUCUGAACAGAAAGAAAAACUGAAGAAAUUGAACAAUGAUCUUCAAGUUGCUUAUGGUCAGCUAGCAGUUCUGAACGACGAAGUCUGCGAAUGUAGUUCGUGCACUGAAAGGCCUCAAAGUAAGACCCGCAGAGCAAAAUCUGAAGAACCCAGAGGAGCAAGAGAUAGAGAUAAAUUACAACAAAAAAGUCCUAUAAAAAGAAGAAAAAGUCUAAUCGAUGAAAGUAAAAGUCAAGAUCAACUGGAUAAAAAAACGUCAAAGCUAAAAAUGGAAUUUGUUGAGAUUGAAGUGAGAUCGAAGCACAAAGGAAAAGUUUUUCCAGUUAAUAUGGCAAAAGAAACAACUGAAGAAACUAUAAAAGAGGGAAAGAAAACGAAAGAACAAAAAAUUAAAAAUGCAAUACACAAGAACUCCAAAAAAAGUGUAAAGACAACAUGUAGAGAACAACUUUUUAUUGAAGAAGACAGAAAUAAAAUAAAACAGGUUAAUCACAUUAAAGAAAAACUUGAACGCCAAUAUAAAGAAAAAGGGACAAACAUUGAUUUAGAAGUUACAGAAUCCGUAGAAACAAACUUAGAUAAAAAAGAAAACAAAGAAUGUUUAGUUUCUUUAGACACAGGCAUUGAACAUAAAUACAAACCUACAAAACACACCAAGACCAAAAAUAUUGAUGAAAAUAAUAUAUCGGAAAUUUGGAGGAAAGAAAACGUGAACAAAAAACGUAUUUCUGAAGCACAGGAUAUCACACAUAAGAGAAUCGACUCAGAUAAAAAUCAGCCGGUUGGAGACAUAUCCUUGAGUUUUAAAAAAGAAGAAAUACCAAGUGAGAAUGUUGACAAAAUCCACUGCGAAGAUAUGGACAAUAUGUCACUAUGUGAAUCUAAUGGAUAUUCUCAAACAGAUUUGUCUACAUCCAGUCCACUUUUAAAACAAAAAGAAGAUUGUGUGAAAGGCGUAAAUGUAAAAAAAUGUGAAAAAUUGUCAAUCAUGCCAAAUGAGAUUCAGUGUUUAAAAGAACAAAAGCAUGAAAAAUCGAAUCCUGCCAUAGAUGAUAAUAAAUGUUUAAGUGUAGAAGAAAAAUUAAUAUUAGAAAGUACAAAAUUACGUAAAGAUGAACUCAUAGAUGAUAUAUUAAUUUCUAGGGAUAAACGCGAUCCAAUAGAUAAUAAGGAAAUUCAUUCGGUACAAUAUUCUGGUAAAACUUCUAACAAUAUUUGCUUUGGAACCAUAUCUUCAGGGCAGCAAACGACUACUAGUCUCAUAAAAAAACAAUCAGUUGGACAACAACUUCAACUGGGAAAGAAGGUUGUAGAAAAGAAAUCAUUCGGACUGCAAACUGAAACUAAAAGAGAGAAAUUAUGUACAGAAACGAUUAAAAGAGAUCAAAAUAAUGUUACAAAUGCCUCUUCUACAUCUAAAGUGACAAAACCUAAACAAAUAGAUAAGGAAUUAGAAGAAAUAUUUUCUGAUGCAAUUGAAAAUACGAACAUUUCCGCUGAAAAGCAAGAUACGAUUGCUGUACAAGAUUCAGAUAGUGAGUAUGUAGAAGCGGUUGAAUAUAUACCUAUACCAGAAAAAGUAGAAGUAUUAGCAACAUCUGACAAUAAAAUUAAAUUUAACGAUGGCCACGAUGCAGUAGUAAAGCGUAAUGCUUCAUCAACAAGUUUCAGAGCUAUUGAAUCAAAAGAAGAAUUACAUUUAUCUGUUACUGUUGAUACUAGUCCUUCAUCCAUGUAUGAUUUAACAAUAUCCGACAAAACUAAAUUAGAUCUUUCAGAUAAUUGUAGAAAGUCACUACAUAUUAAAGAUUAUAAAUCUGAAAGCAACAAAUCGCGCCUUCUAAGCAAACGGAAACAAUUUAGUUACUCUAAAUCUGACGAAAAUAAACGACAACCAACAAAAGAAGUGAUAUCAACUGAUAAAGAACAAAAAGACAAAACAUCUGUAUUGAAAACCCCAGAAUAUGGUGUGAGAAAGUCAAAAUAUUCAAAAGAUAUAGCUUCUUCCAGUGAGCAUAAACAUAAUCAGCAGCCAAAAGCUAAGUUUGACAUCAAUUUAAAAAGUGCAACCAAGCAAAAUUAUUCAAGUAUAAAUAAAGAACGAAAACGUAUCUUAGAGUCUAAAAGUAGCAAAAACUCAUUACAAAUUGUUUAUAAACAAACAAAAGACGAACAAGCACAACAAAAAACGACAGGUAGAAACUUGCCACAACGAAUUCAAAGGCAAAGCAAGGAUAUUCAGAAAGAUAAAGUACUAAAAAACCCACAACAUCAACCUGCUAAAACUAAUGCAGAAAAUAGAAAAACAAGAGCAAAAGAAUAUAUUACGAACGAAAAAAACAAAAUUCAGGAAAAAAUAUCUCAGGAAAUGAAACCUUGUAAAGAAAUAGAAACGCUGCAAAGAAGUACUGACUAUGAUUCCAAUAGUUCAAAAGAAUUCACACAAAAGAUGGAUGGAGAUAUCGUAGAUGAAUAUUGCAUUAAAAGAGAUAGCAGUUUAGAUCAGAAGGAAUCUACAGGUCAAUCAGAAUCUAUCUCUAAUAAAUUAUCAGAUGAGCACGAACAAUGGUUAGAGCAAAAAAUAAUGCUUAGUACAGAAGAAAAAGAAGGCCAAUGUAAGGGACAAUGUGCCAAAUCUCCAUUUUCAUUACCAAUAUAUUAUAAAGACAUCAAACUUAAUAAGGUCGGUUUAGAAAAUAUUUAUUUGCGCAACAAAUAUUUGAGAGAACAGCUAAAUAUGAGAGAAAGCAUUUUAAUUGAAGGACAAGAGAAACCAAUAACGGAGAACAAAAAUAAAAAGAAAAAGUAUAAAUAUUUCAAGUGUGACAUAAAAACAGAACGUUAUGGUAAAAAUAAAUUAAACAAAAACACGAUAGAAGACUUAGGAGGAUCCAUAAAGAAGAAUGAGGGACGACAUCGGCAAAAAGAAACAGCAGCAAAUACAGCCAAAGAUAAAAGACAUAAGAAAACCGAGCAAGCACUACUAAAUUCUUUCUUUAACAAAAGACAAAGGAAACACUCAAAACAUAAUGCAGAUGAUAAAACCUCCGAGGAAAUUUUCGGCAUAAAAUUUGGAAAUAAAAAGGGAACUGAAAUAAAAAGAAAGAACAAAUUAUCACGUUCUUCAUCUCGCAAUUUAGCCUGUCGAUAUAUUAUUCCGACGAAAAUUAAAUCCAGAAAAAACAUUUGUUCGCGUAGAGGACAUCAGAAAGAGCAUGAAAACGGUAAGAAGGAAGGCAUGGACAAUAAAUAUCAAUUAACAGAGUUAAGUAAUAGACAAAAAUCAAAAGCACAAACUAACUUUUUGAUGAAACAUAGACAUACUUCGUACACUAAAAAGAGAUGGAAUGAAUCUAGUUCAGAUGAUGACAAUAGAAUAUUAGCAAACGAUUGCAACGUAAUUUUGUGUAACAAUUGUGAUACUAGUGAACCAGACGCUCAUAUAAAUACAGAAAGCUGUGCAUCAGAUUAUCUUUCAAAAAUUAAAGCAUGCUCUGAAAGUUGUGACGUAAUAACUAGCGACCAUGUUAAACAAUUGGUGCCCUAUAAAACUACCCAAAUUAUGUAUAACAGUUUAACUAAACCAGUACCAUUAACUAUGAAGAUACAAAAAGGAAUUAACGAAAAAAUUGUAACGGCUACCAAAUCAGGAAUUUUUCUUUUAAUUCCAAAAAAUGAACCGUUAAGUCAGAUGAAAAUACCUGGCGGCUAUUUCGCUGGUGAAUCCUACUUUAAAGAAUAUAUUACUUCAAGUACCAGAAUAAAUCAAUUAUUAGAUGUUACUGAUAGUUAUGAUCAACAUUUAGCAGCUAAUAUAGGCAAUUGUGCGUAUAUUAAUCCCAUAAUAUUUACUUAUCAAGUAAGUGAGAAAAAUUCUGAUAGUUCUAACAGUGGAUACGCACAUAGAUCAAUUAAACUGGUCCCAAGUACACGACUGUCAAGAGUACUGUCUGGUGAUUCGAGCAGUUUAAGUCCAAUUAGAAUCUCUCUUUGGUCAUCUUCAAUUAACUUACCCCAGAUAUUAUCUAUGGUAGAAAAUAAAAAUGCAUUAUCUAAAAGUACCAGUUACACAAGUUUUAGUCAGGAAAGGAAUAAUUGCUGCAGGAAUUACACGCUUCCUGAAAACCUCCAUCAUAUAAUAGAUACAUGUAGUACUUAUAUGGAAGAUAUUAUUCAACAGCAAACUAAAAUAAUUGAUGAUACUGCUUACGAUAAGAAAGAACGAACUCGUAUGUGGAAUGAAAACAGUUUAUAUAACCUUACUGACUGCUCAUAUAUAGACUAUAGUGAUAAUGAAGAAUUCAAAUAUAGAAAAUAUGAAUUACCACAUAUAAAAAGAGCCAUAACUAGUUCAGAACAAAGUACAACGGAUGAUGAUACUGAGUUAGGACCAAAUAAACAGAUUGAGAGAUUAAAGUACAAACUUAAUAUCAAACAAAAUCGUGUCAAGAACACGACUAAAUCUUCACAAGAAAAGAACCCAAAUGAUAUAGGUGAUGAUGAUGCAACUAUAAAUUAUUUACAAAAUAUUAUUGAAAUUAGCAGCAUUUCAGAACAAAGUGCAGGAAACACCGAUAAUGAAAACGAGAAUAACGCAGACCGUAACGCAGCUGUUAUAAAUAUGUCAUAUGAUUUACAAUCAGCCCAAUCAGACAAUAAAAAUAUUUUUCAGCUUUUUUUUGAAUUUAUGGCGAGUAAUACUCAUAAAGAAAUAGAUGGUUUUCCCGAACAUGAUGUACAGAACGAAAUAUGUAUCAAACAAACAUACUGUUCAGAACAGAAAAAAAUUGCUGCAGAUACUAUUCAACAACUAGACAACAUUAAAAACGUUAUUGAGGAACGCGAUGAUUUAAGACGAAAAUUAGAACAAUCGCAGCAAGAACUUGAAGAUCUCAAAGGAGUCAUAGCAUCAGAUAAUCCUCAGAAUAAAGAUCAUAAUUAUGGUGAAGGUCCAAGUGAAUAUAAUAAUUUCGGUAGACCUACCUAUACCGAGUUCAACUACCAACAGAUAAAAAAUACCCUUGAAACCGAAAUCGACCAGAUGGUUGAACGAAUAGACACAUCCCACAUAGAACCCGAACAGAUUAAGAAAGAGUUCGAAAAAGUGUUAAAAGGAUAUUGCUCAAAACUAUCUGAUGUGCAGAAACAGAAUAAAGAAUUAAAAACUCAGAUUUACGAAUAUGACAAAAUGUUUGCAAUACUUGGGUGUAGGGAGCACACCCCACUCCAAUUACAUGAACUUAAACACAAAAUAGAUCGCCUCAAUAACACAAUACGAGAAAGAGAUACAUUAAAAAACAAAGUUAACAAACUUGAAAAACAGCUAUAUGCGUACAGCUAUCUUCCAGAAGAUGUAGAAAUAUUUAAGCAACGAUCUCUUCUUUUGGACGAUGUUUUGGAAGACAGAGAUCGUUUAAGUCAAAAACUAGAGGAACUUCGUGGUCUGGACCAAGAAGUUACUAUUUUAAAAAAGAAAGCUGGUAGAGUAGCUGAGCUGGAAGAUAAUUUGUUGAAACUGAGUAAAGAAAAGGCGUUAAUUGAAGAGGAAAUGAACGAGCUUCGUGAGAGAUUUUCGGCAGUUGAAAUAGAGAACUACAACAAGCAAGCUGAAGGUGAUACAUUACGUUCAAGGUUAAUAUGCAUGGAACAUGAAAUGGAAAGUCUGAAAUAUCUUUGCGAGGAUAAAGAGUGUCUUAUCUUAGAAAGGGAUCAUCUGAAGGACAGUCUAGACGAAUAUAUAAGAAUGCAAGGAGAUUUUGAAGAGAUGCAAAAGCAUUUAAAACGAUCAGAAGUAUUUAAAGCUGAAAGAGAUAUUUUUAAGUCAAAAUAUGAAAAUCUUAUUGGUUUGGAAUGUGAGUGCGACAUUCUGCGAACUCAAGUUGAAAAAGCCAAAACUAUUGAAAGAGAACGAGAUGCUUUAGAAACUCAAGUAGAAGAUUUAGAAACCUGUAUUGCGGACCAGGAGAACGAAAUAAAGCGAUUAGUUUGUCAUAUUGAUAUGUUAGCGAAAGAAAGAGAUGAAGAAAAGACAAACUUCAAGAGACGUUUAAAGCAAAUGAGGGAAGAGUUGGAAAAGAAAGAUAGUUUAAUUGUCACAGCCGAAGAAAAGUUGUGUUCAGUACAAAAUGAGUUAAGAAAUUCUAUUGAAGGGCUUAGUUUUGAAUCUCAAAAGUACAAAAUAAAAAAUGAAAAUUUAGAAUCUAUAAUAAGUUCUUUACAACUUGAAACACAUGAACUUGAACGUCAAAAUGAGGAAUUAAAAUCUUUUGCUGCCGAAGUACAAAUCGAAAACCAAAAACUGUUACAACAUAUUGUAGCUCUAAAAGGAGAUAACGAACAUUUUAUUACACACAUAAAAGACAUAACUGAAGACAAUUUAGUACUUCGUCAAAUAUUGGGAGAGAAAGAAGAUUCUUUAAAUACUCUGAAAGACGUUCUUAAAGAUCACGAACCCAUACUAGAGGAGUUUGAAAAGUCGAAGUUAGUCCACCGACGAGAUCAUGUAGAUAGUGGUUCAAUAUGUAUAUUAGCAAAUGAAUUGGAAUAUAUAAAAAAAGAAAAUAGACAAUUACAUCAAAAAUUAAUCAAACUAAGAAGUGUAAUACAAGAUCAAGAAGUUCAUGAGUUUCUACCGCAGUCAACGGAUUCGCAUGAAUCCGUAGAGUUAAAUAAUAAACCUUUUAAAAUGUUUAAUAAACAGGAUCUUUUGAAUAACAGGAAACUAGAAAACUAUAUAGUGAACUACUGUAUUUCAACAGGAAUGAAUACCAAUAUUGAGACUUGGAAUUGUAUUAAAAACAAACGAAAAGCGGAAGCAACCCAGGCUACCAGCAGCAUAGAUGCUUCCAGUACUGCUGAUUUAGAGGUCGAGAGUUCUUCUUUUAUAUUUCAGGACAAAACCAAUGACUUCUGUAGAGCUUCUUGUUCAAGACCAAAAGUAGAAACAGGUACUAUGACGAGAGAUAUUGAUGCUACCAGUAGUACUCCAAGGUAUCAACCACAAUUAAAACAUCAGUAUAUACGUACUCGUCCUCCAAUGUCCGAAAAAGAUACUUCUAUACGAGGUUCCGUCAGUGAUGAAUGCAUUUGCUUAGAGAACCAACAGCCAAUCCAGAUACCUCACGCUAAAGAUGGUGGCACUCAAUUUGAACCCGACAUUUUAAAAUGUAAUUGCAAACGUAAAUAUUUUGUAUCAACAUCAAUUCCUCAUACAGAAGUAACAGAUGUAAGAGCUAAUGCGCCAGUUCAUACCGACAAUAAACCUGAAAAAGUACAAUAUUUCCAUGCUGUGACGCAAGAUAGAAUUGAAGUACCAAUUACUUUAACACCAGUAAAAUGCACUGCAGAAUAUUCGAAAGAUAGAACUAAAGUACCUAUUACACCAACAUUAGUACCAUGCACUGCAGAAUGUGCACAAGAUAAAACUAAAGUACCAAAAUGCAAUGCAGAAUGUCAAACCAGAAAAGAAAGAUUAGUCAGACCUAGAGUAUCAAUUGAAGCAGCUAUAGAAAAACUACCGACACUAAAGACUGAAGACGUUGAAGAUAUACAUGAAAAAAUUGAAAUUCUUGAACAAGAAGUAAAAAGUGAUCAAGAAUUAUUGAUAGAAGUGGCAGAAGAGGCUGAACCAGACGUAGAAGAUAUAUCUGAGAAAGCAAGUGAGGAGGAGGUGGAAGAUAUAUGGUACAUACCACCCAAAGAAAAGAUUAGUUUGACCAAAGAAGUUGCAGAAGAAGAAGAAGCAGAAGAAGAAGAAGAACCAUCAAGAGCACCUACUGCAAAAGAAAAAAUACCACUAACAGAAAAGAUUAAAAAACUAUUAGAUAUUAAAAAAGAUGAAGAAGACAAAGUCAUCACUGCGAAAGAGGAUAUUAUUGAAGAAAAGGUUAUAACAGAUGUUGCACCAGAAAAAAUAACCAAAGUUGUGCCAACACAGGAGGAAUUGGAAGAGUUUUAUUCACCACGUCUUUCAAUUCCAAGUGAAUGUAAAGAACUAGAAGAACGUAUUCAAAUUCUUGAAUCCGAGUUAGCUGCAGCAAAUGAUACAAUCUACAAACUUCGAGAAAGUACAGGUAUAGUAGCUAGAGUGUCUGCUGAGAAUGAAGCUUUGCGAAGACAUUCAAUAGAAGUACAAGACGUAGCCAAAGACCAAAUUGAAGAUCUCAUUAACCACCUCAAAAAAUCUCAACUUCGAGUUGCAGCUUUGGAAGACGAAAACAAAAAAUUAAAUGAAUUGAAUUAUAACUAUGAGUUGGAACACAAAGAACUUAAACAAUUAAUCCAAGAACUUCAAAAGCAGAAUGAAGAGCUGUUGAAGACGAGAGACGAUAAAGACAUUAUAGAUAGUCUUAAGAAAGAGCUAGAAAAAGUUAAAUUGGAAAAAGAUGACAUGGAAAGAAUAUUAACCAAAGAUUUAUUAACUAGUAGUAGUAAAUCAUCUUUGAUGGAGAACGAAAUUAAGAGGUUAAAUGAAAUACUACUAAAUUUGCAAGAUUUAAAUAAAAAUCUGGAACAGAAAUUAAACUCAUGCAUUGAGCAAAACAAAAUUUUAUCUGAUAACUUGAACAAAUCAAAGUUAGAGCUUCAGCAUCUCAAAGAUAGGCAAAUAGAUGAAAAAGCAUUAGACGCUUUAAGAAAAGAAAAUGAAAAUCUGUUACAGCAAUUAGAUGUUUCUAAUCGUGAAGUAAAUCAAUUAAUGGAAAAAUUAAAAACGCCAAUGUUAGAAGAACCAGUUCACUGGCCACAACUAGAAGAUAAAGGUGCUAUAAAAACUAUUGUUGGGGAUCUUGAGAGCCAACUCAAAGCCUUGGAACCAGUUAAAGAUUUAUCACCAAAAAGAACAACUGAAGAUAUGCAAAAGAUGAUCAAUGAGUUAACUAAACGGUUAGAUGAUGCUGAAAAACGGACUGCAAAGGCUGAAGAGAUGUUAACAAAUUACAAGUUAAGUGACCCUACUGCAAUGUAUAACGAUGAGCUAAAUAAAUAUAAGUCGAAAAUUUUAGAAUUAGAAGCAGAGAAUAAGGAUAUUACCAAACUUACUAACGAAAUCGAUAAAUUAAGAAAAGAACUUAAAAAAAGCCAAGAUAAAAAUAAAACUUGUAGUGAAGAAAACGAGCAACUAAAGCAGCAAGUUAAAUAUUUAGAAGGUGAAACAAUGAAAAUAACGAAACCUACUGCAGCUGUACUUGAAACUCCGGGAGAUGAUGCACUUAAAAAUGAAUUGAAAAAAUUACAGGAACAAGUAUUAAAGUUAAAAAAUGAGAAUUCCGGAUUGCAAGGCAAAGCCGCUGAACUUGAUCGUGCCUUAAACAAAAUAGAUCAAUUACAAAAGGAAGUUGGAGAGUUAAAACGAGAUUCAUUGAAAGAAGCAAACGAAUUGGGAAAAUUGAAAAGAGAACUGGAAAGCGCAUUAAAAGCUAAAACAGCUGAUGCUAAUAAAUUAGAUUUGUUAGAAAAAGAAAAGACGAAAAAUCUUACAACUUUGCAAGGUUUAGAAGACGAAUUAGCCAAACUAAAAAAAGAACUAGAAAAUUGUUUAAACAAUGCUCAAGAAUCUUCUUCAAUUAUAUCUAACCAGCAAGAAGAAAUUGCUGCACUAAAGAAGAAAAUGAAUCAACUAGAAGGUGAUAAGAAUAAGAUCAAAAAAGAUUUAGACAAUGCCGUUGCAGCAUUAAAAUAUGCAAAUGAAAAACAGGAGAAGAAAGCAAGUGAAACUGAUAAGAUUUUACAACAGUAUGAACAAUUAUUAAAGGAAAAUCAAAGAGUACUAAAAGAAAAUGAAAAACUAAUGAAAGAUGAAGAAUUAAGUAAAAAAGAACGGAGUAAAAUUAUGGCUGAAGCCGAUAAGGAGAAGCUGAUAAGAGAAAAACCUACAAAAUUAGAAGCUGAGAUUUCGAAAAGGGAUGAAGAACUCAAGAACUUGGUAGAGAAACUAAAAAAGCAGAUAGCAUCUCUAGAGGAUCAAAAUUCCCAACUGAACAAAGAGCUCGAAAAGAAUCGAAACGAACUACUAAAUUUAGCAGAAACAGAAGAAAAGCAAAAAAUGUUAACUGAUGAAGUUAAAAAAGUAAAUACUGAAAAUGUAAGAUUAAAUACAGAACUUAAUAAGGCAUUAGAUGACCUUCAAAAAACAACAGCUGCUAAUCUACAGAACCAAGAGGAAAUAAAAAAAUUGAAACAGAAGUUAGCUCUACUAGAAUCUGAAAACGAUCGACUAAAAAAAGAAAUUAAUAAUGUCUUAGAUGAUUCGAAAUCGUCCUCUGCUGAACUUAGCAAAUUAAAAGAUAGUGAACUGGCUGUGAAGCAACGCCUAGCCCAAUUGGAAGCUGAAAAUCUGAAAUUAAAAAAUAACUUAGAUACUGUUAAUGCUACUAACAAAGGUAAUGUGUCAAAAAUUGACCAAUUAAACUCAAAAAUUAGUAAAUUGGAAGAAGAAAAUAAAAAUCUUAAGCAGCGUUUAGAAGCGGCCAUGAAAGACCUAGGUUCUCGAGAUGAAGCAGCAAUCUUUAAACAAAAGGCAGCUCAAACCGAGGACGCUUUGAAUAAACUUAAGAAAGAACUGGAUGAUGCAUUGAACGAUCAUAAGAAAUGUCCAAAAGUAAUAUCCGAAUUAGAAAAGGAAAAUGCUAAACUCAAAAAGCAAAUAGCUGAUCUUGAAAAGGAAAAUGAAAAACUAAAAGGCCAGUAUGAAGGUGCGAUGGGAGAUUUUAAGAAAACAACGUUAGAAUUGGAAAAGUUAAAAGGUGAAGAUGCAAAACUGAAGAAACAAUUAUCACAAUUAGAAAAUGAUAAAAAUGAUCUAAACAAAGAACUCGUAGUUAUGCGCACAGAACUAGGAAAAAUGGAAUCGUUGUUAUCUAAAUCAAAAGACGAUGUUGUAGCUCUAAAACAAAAAAAUGCUACAUUAGAAGAUGCUAAUAUAACAUUUAAAAACAAUCUAGAUUUAGCAUUAAAAGAUAAAGACAAACUACAGAAAUCAUACAACGAUUUAAAGAAUGAAAAUACCAAAUUAAAAGAAAAAAUAAAGCAGUUAGAAUCUGAAAAUGCAAAACUUAAAAAAGAUAUAGAAAACUUAACUUCAGUUGCUUUAGCAAAGGAUAUUCAUGCGAAAGCUGACCUCAUUUCAAAGGAGAGACUGGCUGAGCUAGAAAAAGAAAAUAAAAAAUUGAAGGGCGAGCUCAACAAUGUUUUAGAUGAAGCCAAACAAGGUGCUACAGCUAAAGACCAUGAAAUAAAACUUAAACAACAACUAGCAAAACUGGAAGCCGAACACAAUAAACUUAAAAAUGAGUUAGAAGCAGCUUUAAAGCAAGCACAAACUGGUAGUGGCCAAGUAUCGCAAUUGAAAAACGAAAAUAAUAAACUGGAACAGAAAAUUCGCCAGUUAGAGGGAGAAAUAGCUAGUUUAAGAAAAGAUCUCAAUACUGCUUUGGAAGAAGCCAAGAAAGGAGUUACAACCAUAAGUGCGGCCCAAGAUGCAGAUGCAAAGUUGAAGCAAAAACUCGCUAAAUUAGAAAAAGAGAACAAUAAAUUAAAUAAAGACCUUCAAUCAGCAUUAAAAGAAGCUAAAUCUGGUAGUGAUGCUACAACAAAUCUACGAGACGAAAAUGCAAAACAGAAACAGUUAGUUCUUCAGUUGCAAGCAGAAAUAGCAAAAUUAAAGGAAAAAGCUGAUGCAGCUGAAGACAAAGCGAAAAAGUCAGCUGUAACUGAUGAUGUAGCGGACUUAAAGAAGAAAUUAAAACUACUUGAACAACAAAAUUCUAGCUUAAAAGAAAACUUAGACGGAGCUUAUGGUGACGCUAAGAACACAGCUAGUGAAAAUUCAAAACUUAUUGAUGAAAAUUCUGAAUUAAAAAAACAAAUUAAAAACCUCCAAAAUAAGUUGGAUUCAGCAAAUCGGGCUUUAGCAGUAUGUGAAGAUGAAAAGAAACAACUGAAUCUUAAUAUUGCCAAGAUGACAGAUAACGAAGUUAAAAUAAAAAAACAACUAGUUGAACUAGAAAAGGAAAACAUCAAUAUGAAACAAACUCUUGAUACAUCUCGAGGAGAUAGUAAAGUUGCCAAAAAAGUAGAGGAUGAAAAUGUUCGUCUUAAAAAUGACUUGCUGCAAGCGCAAAAAGAAUUGGAGACAGCUCAGGGUAAAUUAAAAGAUGCACUUAAUGAAGUAAAGAAAAAGACCAACGAAAUACAAAAACUCAAAGAUGAUAUAGUAGUCCUUAAACAAAAAAUAGCUACCUGUGAGAAAGAGAUCGCAACUCUUAAAAACGAUUUGGAUUCUUGUCGUUCUGAAAAUUUAGAACUAAAAAAAGAUCAAGGUGACAACAUUUCUUCGAUGAGAAAACAAUUCGAGAGCGACAUACAAAAUAUUUUGAAGAAAAACGAAGACAGCAUAGAUAAACUUGAAAGAUCUUAUCAAGAGAAGAUUCAAUCACUGAAUAAAAAGCACGACGCAGAAAUUCAAAUGCUAAAAGAAUCUCUUAGAAAAGCACUGGAAGAACUAGAUCGAGUAACAGCUGAACGAGAUCAGUUUAAAUUAUUGCUGGAAGAUCACCAACGAAAAGGUUUAAGUAUUAAGGAAAAAGUUGAGCAGGUCGAAGAUAUUAUUAUUAAAGAAAGAAGAAGAAGUCAAGAUGAGAGAUUAAGAGGUGAUUUACUUGCUGAAAAACUUGAUGAUCAAGAAAAAAUAUCAAAAGCGUUAGAAGAAAAGGCCGAAAUAUUUAAACGGAAGUCUGAAGAAUUGGAGGAAAUCAUAAAGAAAGCUCCUAUUCUGGAAAAGGAAAAGCAAAGAUUAAGAAAAGUUGGUUUACCGGCAAUCUCUGAACCUAAGUUAACUGAUGAUGACUUGCCAAAGGAUCCUCAACUUCUUAAGGACAAGAAAGAUAAGGCUACACUGAAAGCAGAAACAUUCAAAAUUGUAUCUCUGGAUGGAAUAAUGCCCAACGUGAUACCCAUAACUACACCACUCUCAGAUAAAGAACUUAAAUUCUUUGGAAAGAAGAUAUGUACUUGCAAACCCAAUAUACAAGAAAUUAUUAAUAAAAUCGCAGUGAAUGGAUUAGAAAGUUUGUCAAUAGAAGAACUACAAUUUUUGCAUUUCAAAUUAUGCGAUGCUACAGCUGAGCAACUUGCAAAAGUGGGACAAUCAAGUGGAGUUCUAAGGCCAAACGAAAGCAGCAAAUUGGGUUUGUUAAGGAGAGUUGCCGCCGCAGAAGGAGAUCUGUUGAAGAAGCAAAAGCAUGCUCAACAAAAAGUUAUAGCAAUGCAAUAUGCAGUGAAACUGGAAAAAGAACGUCUUCUAGACCUGAAGAAAAUUUUAGACGAGGAAAAAAAGAAAAACAGUGACUUGUUAAAUCAAAUAGAAUCGCAAACUAAGAUUGUUGCUAAUAUUCGUGAAGAAAGGGAUUCUAUGCAGCGACAAAAGUCUUAUCACGAACAGAAACUAGAACAAUAUAUCAUAACCAUUGAAGAAGAACGAGCAAAAACUAGGCACCUGGAAGACGAAUUAGAAAAAGAAAAAACCACCGUACUGCAUUUUAAAUCACUUUUAGAAGCAGAAAGAGACCGAGCCAGACUCAAUAAAAGAAAAGAUAGUGAGGCAUUAGAGAGACUGAGAACAAAAUUAGAAAAAACCACUAACAGUGAAAUGGUCUUAAAAAUGAAGCUUCAAGGCUGUUCAAAAACAAGAAGUCAUUCUCCUUCCUUGCCAGUAAAAGAUAUAUCGUCUCAUCCCGUUUCAUCAAAAUCUAGAACUUAUUUUUACAGUGCAGCGUCUAUCGAUAACAAAAACCUUAGAGCUGAAAGCACAAGAAGAUUUUCAUACAAUAAUUUGUCAACAAGCCGACUUGAAAAGUAAAAAUGGCUCUGUAUUUAAAAAAAUGUGCAGUGCUUUGUAUGAACUAGUAUUAAAAAUACUGAAUAUAUGUUGUCACAACAAUUAUUA